AUGCAAACAUUUACGGCGGAUCACCGCCCGACGAAGGCGGUGUCACGCGACGCGAUCCGCGACCCGGAACACCGGAAAGCGUUCCGAUUUGAGCAUUUCAACGCCAUGCAGAGCGCCUGCUUCGACGCGCUUUACAAUUCCGACACAAAUUACGUAAUUUCAGCCCCCACGGGGUCCGGAAAAACCGUAAGUGGAAUUUAUUUUCGCCUUCCACUCCAGCCCAGUGCGCCGCCCCGACAGGUCCUCUUCGAGCUCGCGAUCCUGCGCCUGCUGGAGCGCCGCAGCGCCCAAGAGCGCAGCGAGAAGCAAAGAGUCAUUUGCCUGUGCCCCACGAAGGCCCUCUGUGCAGAAAGAGCUCGAGAAUGGUCCGAUCGUCUGGGGCCUCUGGGCAUGUUUUGCUUCGAGUGGGUCUCCUCGUUUGCUGCUGCAGCGCAGCAGCAGCUGCAUUCAACUCUGCUGCUGCUGCCGCAGCAGCAGCAGCAGCAGAUGAACUCAACUUUGCUUCCCAGGCUCACCGCCGACACUCUGGAGUCCCCGCAGGCGCUGCCGCGCGCGCUAGCCGCUGCAGACAUCAUUGUGGCCACCCGAAGCCGUGGUCGCGAGGCUGCUGCUGCUGCACCGCAGCUCCACAAGGGGCCCCCCGGGGGGCCCCCGGGGGGGCCCCCCGGGGGGCCCCCCUCGAUUUGUUGCAGUGUCUGCCACUGUGGGGAAUGUGCAGCAGCUGUCGGAGUGGCUGUGCGGCUGCUGCUGCAGCUUCAGCAGCAGCUACCGGCCGGUGGAGCUGCAGUUUUGAACGCAGUCUGGACAAGAAAGUCCCCGAAGUCCUCAAGGCCCACAGCCAGGGCCGCCCCGCCCUCGUUUUCUGCGUCACCAAAAAGGGCUGCGAAAAUGCCUGCGAGGCCCUCGCGCAGGCGGGGCUGCUGCUGGUCAGCAGCAGCAAGCAGCAGCAGUGAGCCUGCUGCUGCUGCUGCUGCUGCUGCUGCUGCUGCUGCUGGCGCUGCUGAUUGUGUGAUGGUGGUGAUGGUGAUGGUCAUGGUGGUGAUGGUGAUGGUGAUGAUGAUGAUGGUGAUCGUGAUGGUGACGAUAAUGAGGAUGGAAAACGUUCGAGUGCUCUGCACCACCAGCACUCUGGCCCAGGGAGUCAAUCUGCCGGCGAGACUUUGCAUAAUCAAGAGCACCUUCGCCUACAAAGAAGGCGUCUACAGGGAAUACGACGACAUUGAAAUGCUGCAGAUGAUCGGAAGAGCCGGAAGACCCCAGUUCGACUCCUGCGGAGUCGCGGUGAUCAUGACGAGCGAAGAGAGCUGCGGGCGGUGGAGGCAGCUGUCUUCGGGUGUACAGACAGUCAAUUCCAAGUUGAAAUUCGAAUUUAUUGAACAUUUAAAUGCCGAAGUCUUUCUCGGAACUGUGGGAAGUCUGCAGGAGGCCACGGACUGGUUCGACGCCACCUUCUGGGGGGUUCAGACGCGCGCAGCAGCAGCAGCAGCAGCAGCAAACCAAGCAGCAGCAGCAGCAGCAGCAGCAGCAGCCACACACGCUGCACACCAGUACAUCAAACAGGAACUCGACAAAUUAGAUCUGGACUCUCUGGAAAAAAUGGAAACUCAAGAUCUCCUCAGAGCCCUUCUGGAGCUGCUGGCAGCAGCAGCAGAAUUCAAAGAGCUUCCUCCCAAACGGGAGCAGAAGCGUCCGUUGCGCGAGGUGUCUAGACACCCGAAGAUGAAGUGGGCGCUGAAAGAAAGCGGAAUUACUUCAAAAGAAAAAUCUUUUGUUUUAAUGCAAGCAGCACUUUGCGGCCUUCGAGUGGAACAGGAGUGCGCGCUGGCGAAGCAGAAAGGGAAGAUCUACAGCUGUCUGCAGCUGCUUUCCCGCAGCCUCCGAACCCGAAUUCCUUGGGACGCCACGGAGCAGCUGACGCAGCUGCCGGGCAUUGGCGACCGGAUGUCUGCGCAGCUGCGCGCCAGCAACAUUUGCACUUUGGACGAAUUUGCUGCUGCUCCUGCUGCAGCAGUUGCUGCUGCAGUUGCUGCAGCAGCUGCUGCUGGUCAAGGGAGGGGUUUAAGGCUGGAGUCACUCCUACAACUCCAAAGGACUUGUGCUGCUCUCCCGAGGCUCAUUUUGAGUCUGCAGCAAAAGGGGGAAAUUGGCAGAAUAUCUUUGCUGCUGUUUACGCUGCAAGAUGAAGCAGGGGGGCCCCCGGGAGCGACCCCCAGCGAGGCCCCGCCUGCAGCAGCAGCAGCAGCAGCAGCAGCAGCAGCAGCAGCACCUAGGAUUUCCUAUCAAAUCAUUUGCUACUCAGAAGGCGGGGGAGUUCAUUUAACUCGAAGAGUCUUCGCGACUUCUUUGCAAGACCGCCAAGACUUGUAUUUCAAAAUGCCAAAAGCUGCUGCUGUCACUUGUGUUGCGCUUUGCAGAGAGUUCGUGGGGCUUGACGUCAAGGAAGAAAUGGCUGUCAAAUGCCCUGCAGCAGCCACCGCUGCUGCUGCUGCUGCUGCAGUGCCGCGGCCCCUCGUCGAUUUGCUGCAGCAGCGACCCCAAUUCGCUGCAGGCGCCCAAAGCCAGAUUGCUUCCAACAGCUCUUCUGCUGCUGCUGCUGCUGCUGCUGCUGAUUGUCCCAGGCGUGGACACGUUGCAGCAAGCCACUGCAGCAGCAGCAGCAGCAACAGUAGCUGCAAUAAGGCCCCUGCAAGGGGAGGGAUGCCAAACCCUGCAGCAGCAGCAACAGCAGCAGCAACGCACGGCAUGGCUGCUGCUUCUGAGGCCUAUAAACAGCAGCAAACCGCCAAAAAGAGUUCAGCUUUUUCAUGUGCCAGUUUAAUUGCUGCUGAAGAAAGCAUGGAGGCCUUCGCCUUUACGCAGGGCCCAGCAGCACCCAGCAGCUGCUGCAGUGGCGUCCCUGCUGCUGCUGCUGCUGCUGCAGCACCAGCGGUCUGCCACGACACAGAAGACUCACCGGCAGCAGCAGCAGCAACAGCAGCAGCAGCAGCAGCAGAGGUUGCUGCCGGGGAGCAGCAGCAGGGAGGGGAGCGCAGCAAGAGGAGCUGGGGGGCCCCCCUUGAAGGGGAGGGGCCCCCCAGCAAAAUGCUGCCGCGCUCUCUUGCGACUUUGCGCAGCAAGACUGCUGGGGAGUCUGGAAGCAAGGAGUGUCGGAGGAAAAUGGAGUUGUUUUUGGGUUCUUUGGACCUGUAA
Eimeria tenella is the source of this 3189-nucleotide messenger RNA. RefSeq lists its product as uncharacterized. Gene Ontology annotation, molecular function: nucleic acid binding; ATP binding. Bases 1 to 3189 code for a protein of 1062 amino acids. The transcript is spliced from 15 exons. The record is from RefSeq and is a predicted model, not a curated record. NCBI's taxonomy places the organism in Eukaryota, Apicomplexa, Conoidasida, Eucoccidiorida, Eimeriidae.